Messenger RNA from Malaclemys terrapin pileata, 2865 nucleotides. It is a transcript of the gene FANCC, whose product is annotated as FA complementation group C. Gene Ontology annotation, biological process: nucleotide-excision repair; interstrand cross-link repair; cellular response to oxidative stress. The record is from RefSeq and is a predicted model, not a curated record. Gene Ontology annotation, cellular component: Fanconi anaemia nuclear complex. Bases 70 to 1755 code for a protein of 561 amino acids. The transcript is spliced from 15 exons. NCBI's taxonomy places the organism in Eukaryota, Metazoa, Chordata, Testudines, Emydidae.
CGUCCCCGGGCGCGCGAAAUUUCCAAACCGGCGGCGCGGCGCGAGACCAGCGGCCACGGGGGGGAGGGGAUGGCCCAAGAUAAUGCUGUCCCUAAAUUGAGCUUUCAGUAUUGGCUGGAUAAGGCUGUUGAGUGGGGUCAAACCACCACUUUGGAAUCCCAGCAAGAUGUCUGCCUUCACUUGCCUAAAUUACAGGAGUUUCUACAGCAGAUUUAUGAAUCCUUGAAACAUAUGAAUUCCACUACUGCAAUUCAGAGGUUCCCUUUAAUUGGUCAAUUACUAGGAAGACUUUGUUGGAAUCCCUUUGUUGUAGGAUAUGAUGAGAGCCAGAAAACUCUAAUGUGGUGCUUAUGUUGUCUGUACAGCAAUGAACCACAGAACCCUGUGGAAUUGAAGGCUAACAGCUGGAUACUGAGUUUGCUGUGCCAUCUCCUUUCUUCUUCUUCUGAAUGGGGAGCUAACGAAGUUGGUACUGGUACCUUUAUUUCUGCUCUUGGCUACACGUCUGCAGAUUACUAUUCUAAACUGGUUAAAAAUAUAGUCUUAUCAUUAGUGACAGAACUCAAAGGAAAUCAGUUCAAUGGACUUAACGUUCAAGGGAGAGUUUCAGAUAAUCAUGUAAAUGUAGUGUCCCUUUUCUGCGUCCCUCUUAUCACUUUGCCUGAUGUAACUCCUCUACUGGAAGCGCUCCUUACCUAUCAUGGAGGUGGAUCGCAAGAGGUUCUCAGCUCAGAGUUUUUAGAAGCUGUGAAUGAGACAUUUUUAAAGAAGAAGAUUGCCCUCUCUGAAUCAGCUAUCCUAAGCUUGUGGCUUCGUCAUCUGCCUAGCCUUGAAAAAGCAACACUGCAUCUUUUUGGAAGGUUGAUUUCCACUCAAACAAGUUCACUGGAAGAGGUAGCGUGUAUCAUAAGAGAGUCAUUACUGCCACAAGCAGCAUGCCACCCUCCCAUCUUCAGAAUUGUUGAUGAAAUUUUCAAGAAUGCACUACUGGAAACCGGUGGAACGCCAGAAGUAAUGACCAUAAUACAGGUGUUUACACAGUGUUUUGUUCAAGCUCACCAGAAGGAUAACAAGCAGCAUAAAUUUCCUCUGAAGGCCUACUUUCCUCCUCAUCAUCAGCAUCUUGUAAUAGCCUUACUCAAACAUCCUUUUGAUUUGCCAGCUACGCUCUGGUCUCAACACCUGAAAUACAUUACUGACAUGUUUAAAGCAAUAAUAGAAGAUAAAAGCAUUAGAUCUUACACUGACCUCUUUGAGAGCUGGUUUUUGUUUGUUCAUUUUGGAGAAUGGGCUGAUAUCGCUGUAGAGCAGUUGCUGAAGUCUGAAGAUGAAUCCGCAGAUACUUUUCUGUGGCUGCUGGCAUUUUACUACAAUCCACACAGUGAUAAAGAACAGAGGACUCAAAUUCUGGUAGAAGCUCGAGCAGUGUAUGAUCGUCUGAUGGUGCUCUUCAGCUGUACAACCCUCUCCAUCACAGAUCUGCAGGCUGCAGCUAGCACUAAAACAGAUAAAAGGCAACCUUGCACCAAACACCUUGUCAGGCAUCUUCUGAUUAGUUUUUUGCUCUUUUCUUCUGGUGGACACAAGAUUGCCCAAGAGUUUAUUUCGCAUGUGAUACUGGCAAGCAAUACAACCAAUGAAGUUUUUGGCCUUCUUAUACGUACUGCCUACAGGUUUAACCAACUUGGAUUAAAAAACCAAAGGGCUGUGAAGCUGGUGAAUGAACUUCUUCAAGAACUAAGAUUUACGGAUUAGUUUUGUAUUGUUGUCCAGAUCAACCCAGAGACUAGACCAGCUGAUCAGAUUUUUUCUACGGUAAAGUGUGAAAGGGAAGUCAGUUUUUUUUAUUUAUAUUCCCCCUUCCCCAUGUAUGAAAAUAGAAAAUGUUUGGAAAUGUCAUUCUGUUAGAAUACAGCAGUAAUCUUUAAAGAUGGUUGAAAAUGUUGUUCGUAAUGUUUUAUUUUACAAGGGACUUGUGUCAUCUAAACGCUGUUUAUUCACAGCCUCGUUGCUGACAUUAUGUCCUAGUUGUGGUCUAGAUUUUCUGUAAAUUCUUAGUCCAGGAAGUGCAGCUGUUAGGGGUGGAAACAAAAGCUAUAAUAAUAGGAAGAGGCCUUUCCUUCUGUAAAAUAAUUACUGAUAAUUCAAAACUACUGUUUGAAUGUUACAAGAGAGAGAUAAAGUUCAGAAAAAUUAUGUUAUUUACUAGUUGAUUAUUUCUAGCUGUUUGAGAGUAAUUUAACAAUUUGAUCCUGAAAUUCUGCUUCGGUGAGUCUAAGCCUGAUCACAGACAAGUGAUCAUUAAUGAUUCCUUCUGAAUAUGUGCUUCCAUGAAAUACAGUUUCAUGAAACUGAAAGACCAAUCAACUCCUUAAAUUCUUAUAAGUGAUUUUACAAAUUGAAACUCAUCUCAGAUUUACUAUAUGGCAUUCAUCAGAAAGUGUGUUCUUCCAAGGUAAUGUUCUCUCUAGUUUGUACCACAGGACUUUUAGCAAUGUCAAGAAUAUCGCAGAGAGGAUUUGGUGCAGAUUGUAAAUAGAUCUCGCUUUAAUGCUGGAGAUUCUCUAUAUCAGGAAGAAAUUCUUUACCCCAUAUUAGUUAAAGGAGGACAAGCACAAGAUAGGGUUAUGGGAAGUUGUUUCAGAUUUAAAGGGAAAAUUUUCAGAGGACCACAUAAUGGGUGUACCUGCAAAUCCCCACAUUUCUGUAUACAGACAGGUACACAAUGAAGUACAAAUUGCUAUUUGCCUGUAAUGACAGGGGUAUAGGGAGGGAUUGUAGCCCAUCCACUGUGCCAUCUUUUGAAAAUGAUCCAAAAAGUUUGUGAAACUAUUUAUACCUACCAUUAUCUAGAGAAAAAAAAAA